This is a messenger RNA of Eremomyces bilateralis CBS 781.70, 1506 nucleotides long. Its product is annotated as alpha-galactosidase 1. Lineage: Eukaryota; Fungi; Ascomycota; Dothideomycetes; Eremomycetales; Eremomycetaceae. The record is from RefSeq and is a predicted model, not a curated record. Gene Ontology annotation, biological process: carbohydrate metabolic process. Gene Ontology annotation, molecular function: hydrolase activity, hydrolyzing O-glycosyl compounds. The transcript is spliced from 6 exons. Bases 1 to 1506 code for a protein of 501 amino acids.
AUGGCUACUACCACUUCUAAUAAAACAGCCUUUACAGCUUUGGCUGCUCGUGCAGCCAUCGCCUUCCUUGUUGCCCCCCUUGGUAUCUGCAGUGCAGAGCCAACCCAGGGUGACGAGCUUACAGUCAGGGGCUUGGCCGGAAGCGGCGAUCAAGCGCCUCUGCUCGGAUCGUUGCCAACGACUGCCGGCUACGUUGCCAAAGAUGGAGAGACUGGACGUCUACCCGCUCUUGGCUGGAAUUCAUGGAACGCCUUCUUCUGCGACAUCAACGAGGAGAAGUUCAUGGUAGCAGCAAAUCAGAUCGUCAAACUUGGGUUAAAGGAUGCUGGCUACACCUAUGUGAACAUCGACGACUGCUGGUCAAUCGGGGGAGACCAUCGUGACCCGGCAACACAACGUAUGGUCCCAGAUCCGUUUCGAUUCCCGAGCGGCAUCGCUAGUACCGCCAAAAAGGUCCAUGACCUGGGCCUGAAAAUUGGUAUUUAUAGCAGUGCCGGUACCCGCACGUGUGCUGGUUACCCAGCGAGUCUUGGCUACGAGAAGGUUGAUGCGGAAUCUUUCGCGGAUUGGGGAAUCGAUUAUUUGAAGUAUGACAACUGUAACGUACCCUCAGACUGGGCGGAUGAAUGCAGCUUUUGCAUUCCCGAUUCUGGCCAUUGGCCGCAUGGACCGUAUCCGAACGGUACCUGCCCUACCCUCCCCAACCAGUGUCCGCCUGACUACGAUUGGAAAAAAUCCAAAACCGCCGAACGCUACCGUUGUAUGCGCGAUGCCCUCGACGCCACCAAUCGUACCAUUCUAUACAGUCUUUGCGAAUGGGGAACCGCGGGCGUGCAAAAGUGGGGUAACGAAACUUCGAUGAGCUGGCGUGCCACUGGCGAUAUCACAUGGCCCGGACUUGAGGCGAAAUGGGAGCGGAUCGCUGAACUUCUUAACAUCUGUUCCUUCAACCUCGAUAAUACCGAUUUCUGGGGCCACUCGGACGCAGACAUGCUGGAGGUCGGCAACGGAGGUCUCACCCCAGCGGAGGCGCGCUCGCACUUCGCCCUGUGGGCCGCGAUGAAGUCACCCUUGCUCAUCGGCACGCAGCUGGACAAGAUCCCCGCCGAUGAUCUCGCAAUACUUAAGAACAGGUACCUUCUCGCUUUCAACCAGGACCCGAUCAUCGGGAAGCCCGCCACCCCCUACAAAUGGGGGACCAACCCCGACCACACGUUCAACGCGACGUACCCGGCCGAGUACUGGUCCGGCCAGUCCAAGGACGGGAUGCUGGUGCUGAUGGGGAACUGGGGCGCAAACCCGGCGAAACGGACCGCUGUGUGGGGCGAGGUCCCGGGCCUGGAUAAGGAUGCAAGCUACAGAGCGGUCGAUGUGUGGACCGGGAAGAGCCUUGGCUGUCACACGGGGGAAUACAGCGUCGACGUGAAACGACACGAUACGGCGGUGAUUUUUAUUACUGGGAAAUGUGCACAGCGGGUGGGACAGCAUCUGAGUGGGAAAAACUAG